Molecule: messenger RNA, 1029 nt
Organism: Lactuca saligna
Lineage: Eukaryota; Viridiplantae; Streptophyta; Magnoliopsida; Asterales; Asteraceae
Source: the annotation of a GenBank genome assembly
AUGAUAACUCACGAUGAAAGAACGCGUUUGAAGUUUGAAGAUAUUGCUAAAAAGCUUCUAGAAGGAUGUCCGAAUCUUGCUAAUCUAAAAGACAGAAAUGGAUCCUUGGCGUUGCAUGGGGCUUGUAGAAGCGGGCAACUGGAGAUUACAUCAAUGCUUCUAAAGAUGGAUCCUAAUUACCAAGCUUUUCAAUUUGAUAACAGUGGUUACACACCGUUGCAUGUAGCAGCUAUACCCAUCUUGGAAGUGUUUAUAUCCGUAGCUCCUUCAUCCUUCCACACUCUCUCUAAACAUGGAGAAAAUUUGUUCCAUCUUACCAUAAGAUUCAAUCAGUUUGAUGCCUUCAAAUUUGUGGAUGGGAUUCUCAAGGGAGCAACAUACAUGUUUUAUCAACCCGAUAGAUUUGGUAACACCAUUCAACAUCUUGUUCGUAUUGGAGGUUUGAACCAGUUUUCAGAAUAUAUCAACAGGGAAUCAGAAGAGAAAAUCAAUCAUCAAAUUGUUGGGAAUCAUAGGGACAUUCUAUAUCAAACUGAAUUGCCUACAACAUCCAUGAACCUACCUGAAAUUCACUUUGAAGCAGCUAUUCUAGACAAUAAAAGACACGAGAUAAACCUAUAUACAAGUUUGGUCAGUCAAACCACCGAACAAGAAGAUAAACAUAUCAAAGUUCAUAAGAAAAACCCAAAAAAACAGAACAUAAAAUUGCAACAAGAAGCACUACAAAAUGCAAGGAGAAGAAUUACAAUAGUUGCAACCUUGAUAGCCAGUAUUGCAUUCACAAAUGGUCUGAACCCUCCCUGUGGUGUCUACCAAGGCAAUUCAGUUAUGGGCAAAAAACGAGCAUUCAAGAUCUUUGCAAUCAGCAAUCACAUUGCAUUCUUUGUAUCCUUAUGCAUUGUUGCAGUGUUAGUUGGUGUUAUUCGCUUUAGGAGAAAGCCAUUAAAGCUGAUAUUAGCAGCAGCUUAUAUGGUUACGUGGGUGGAAUUUUCAUUCAUGGUUGUAUCAUGUGUUGCAGCAAUUUGGUGA